AUGCUGGAGCGACAUAAGUUAGCAUUCGGCUUCGACGAUAGGCUCGGACACCACCCAACUAGAGCGACCAUCCGACUCAAGGAUGGGCAAAAUCCGAUCGCGGUACCUAUGUACGGCACUUCUCCGCAAAAAAAGGCAGUGAUUGAGGAGCAAGUGGCGAAGUGGUUCGAGCAAGGAGUCAUCGAGAAGUCGGCGAGCCCCUGGAGUGCACCCGUCGUAAUAGCUUACCGGAAUGGUAAGGCUCGCUUU
Punctularia strigosozonata HHB-11173 SS5 is the source of this 249-nucleotide messenger RNA. RefSeq lists its product as uncharacterized. Lineage: Eukaryota; Fungi; Basidiomycota; Agaricomycetes; Corticiales; Punctulariaceae. The record is from RefSeq and is a predicted model, not a curated record. The annotation marks the transcript as partial. The transcript has a single exon.